GUAACGAUAAGUCUAUCUGCUGUAUCUCAUUUACGACCAGUUUUAUACGGUUCAUUUAGUUGCUAUAUUUUACACAGUUUUUUAUUAGGUUUACAAUUUAUAUUUCUAAAGAAUUCAUAAUGAUUUUCUUAAAAGGAAUUAGCAUCAAAAUGUAUUCAACAAAAAAGUUCUUUAUCACAAUGGCAGCUUAUUCUUCCAAGGUAUCACUCAAUGAAGUGGUAAUAGCAUCUGCAGUUAGGACUCCUAUAGGAUCCUUCAGAGGAAGUCUUGCUAGUUUAUCAGCUACGGAACUUGGUGCGGUCGCUGUAAAAGGUGCGAUUGAAAGAGCCGGCAUUCCCAAGGAAGAAAUAAAAGAGGUUUAUAUGGGGAAUGUGUGUGGUGCUAACUUAGGCCAAGCACCUGCUAGACAAGCUGUCAUAUUCGCUGGCCUUCCAAAAAGCACAAUAUGUACAACUGUCAACAAAGUUUGUGCUUCUGGAAUGAAGUCGAUAAUGCUGGCAGCACAAGGGCUACAAACAGGUGAUCAGGACGUAAUAUUAGCUGGAGGAAUGGAAUCUAUGUCAAAUGUACCAUUUUAUUUGAAGCGAGGUGAAACACCAUACGGUGGAGUGCAAUUAGUAGAUGGCAUAGUGUUUGAUGGCCUAACUGAUGUUUAUAACAAGUUUCAUAUGGGCAACUGUGCUGAAAACACUGCCAAGAAAUUAGACAUUUCAAGACAACAACAAGAUGAAUAUGCCCUAUCUAGCUAUAAACGAAGUGCUGCAGCUUAUGAGAUCAAAGCCUUCGCUGAUGAGCUUGUCCCCGUACCUGUUCCACAGAAAAGAGGUGCACCACCGAUCAUAUUUGCAGAGGAUGAAGAAUACAAAAGAGUCAAUUUUGAUAAAUUUACAAAAUUAGCAACCGUAUUCCAGAAAGAAAAUGGCACUGUAACAGCAGGGAAUGCAUCUACACUAAAUGAUGGGGCUGCAGCUUUGGUAUUGAUGACUGCUCAGGCUGCUCAGAGACUAAAUGUUACCCCUAUCGCUCGUGUUGUUGGAUUUGCUGAUGGAGAAUGUGACCCAAUCGAUUUUCCUAUUGCUCCUGCAGUAGCAAUUCCGAAAUUACUGAAAAAGACUGGUGUGAACAAAGAUGAUGUUGCUCUUUGGGAAAUCAAUGAAGCCUUUAGUGUUGUGGCAGUUGCUAACCAGAAACUUUUAGAUUUGGAUCCAUCAAAAGUUAAUGUACAUGGAGGUGCAGUUAGCCUUGGACACCCAAUUGGAAUGUCUGGUGCUCGAAUUGUAGUGCACUUGUGUCAUGCUUUGAAAAAAGGAGAAAAAGGUGUUGCCUCAAUUUGUAAUGGAGGUGGAGGUGCUUCCUCUGUUAUGAUUGAAAAAUUGUAAGUUAAUAACAGUCUAACAGUCACUCCCUAGAAGCACUUUGUAAUUAUUUUACUUGUGCCUUUUUAAAUGAUUUGCUGUAAACAGUUUUAUACAGUAUAAACUACAAUAAUAUAAUUACAUGAAUAGGAAGAAUAGCUUUAAGUAAAAAUGUAUUAUGACUUUGAUUAUGAAAUUUUAUACAGGUGCUGUAAAUGUAAAUAAAUAUAUGUAUUGUUAGGAAUGGAUUCUAUAAUAAAUCAAAGUUAUUUUGUUUGA
This is a messenger RNA of Galleria mellonella (greater wax moth), 1634 nucleotides long. RefSeq names its product acetyl-CoA acetyltransferase, mitochondrial (gene Acat1). The transcript is spliced from 3 exons. Bases 120 to 1379 code for a protein of 419 amino acids. NCBI's taxonomy places the organism in Eukaryota, Metazoa, Arthropoda, Insecta, Lepidoptera, Pyralidae. The record is from RefSeq and is a predicted model, not a curated record. Gene Ontology annotation, molecular function: acetyl-CoA C-acetyltransferase activity. Gene Ontology annotation, biological process: fatty acid beta-oxidation.